Molecule: messenger RNA, 942 nt
Organism: Colletotrichum destructivum
Lineage: Eukaryota; Fungi; Ascomycota; Sordariomycetes; Glomerellales; Glomerellaceae
Exons: 2
Coding region: 1-942 (313 amino acids)
Source: RefSeq, a predicted model, not a curated record
AUGGCCAAAAUUUCGUCGAUAAUUGGUCUUGCUACCUACGUUUUUUUGGCUGCGGCUUUAAUUACCCACGCACUGGCUGUAUGGGGCUCUUCUUCGACAACUCUUCCCGGCAUCUACGUCGUGAAGUUGGCGAAAGAAGGCAACGGGCACCAGGUUAACGUGACACUGGGAUACGGUGGUAAGUGUUAUCCAAGGCCAUCGUGGAUACACUGCAUUGAUUUGACUGACAAACCAAUAUCGUUAGGUAUAUGCUUGUACGCAGAGCCACAAGAAGACUCUGAUGGAGUACACGUUGGCAAGUGUAAGGGCAUCUUUAGCUUCCCCGCCACCAGCAGUGACAGUGGCAUCGACUACGACGACCUGGAGAACAUCAGGGAACACUUCAUCGAUGAGCUGGAGCUCGAAAAUGUCUAUUUGGACCCAAUUGAGGGUAUCCUCGACGAGCUCCUCAUCGUGGCCAAGCGACUCAAAAAUAAAGUGUUUCCCGUCAACUGGAUGAUAGCGGCGUUCGCCCUACUGGCCUUCUCCGGGGUCCUAUCGAUCAUCCCUCUCUUCUUUCACUCCGAAAAGAGGCGCACCGUCUCCAUGUUUACCAUGGCAGCCACCGGCAUAUGUCUAGCCUUCGGCCUGCUGGCCCUCGGCGGGGCUGCCUCGGCUACCUGGAGCGCCCUGGCGCUGCUGUACGCCGAGAAGCAGCUGGCGAAGACGCUGGAGCGGGAACAAUGGGACAUAAGCUUCUUCGACAGUAAGAGCCUGUUCCAAAUCACCGUGGCGACCAUUGUGCUCAACAUGGCCUUCGCCAUCUGCGUCGCCCUAGCGGCGGCGAUCCGGAACCAUCGGAGGCGCGUGAAAGACAAGAAACACGGCGGGGGCAGGGCGAGUAUCUUACCGCCCAAGGCUUCGAAGAGAAUGGCUCAGGCAAAAAGGAAGUUUCGCUCGUGA